AUGUCUUCAGAAACUAAUAAAAACAAUAAAAAAGAAUCCCACAAAAAAACGCCAGAUCCAAUAGCUCAUGUGACCACUCAUGGUUCUACAGCUCUAGGAGGUGUGGGUUCAAAUCCUUCAAUUGAAGAGCAAGAAAGAGAACAUGUUGCUCAUGUCCCACAAUACGGUAGUACGGCUCUUGAGGGUGUAGAAGAUAAAAAAGACGAGGGAAUGAUCGCCAAAGCCAUUGAUGCCGAAACUAUCCUUGGUAAAUAA
Molecule: messenger RNA, 255 nt
Organism: Entrophospora sp. SA101
Lineage: Eukaryota; Fungi; Glomeromycota; Glomeromycetes; Entrophosporales; Entrophosporaceae
Source: the annotation of a GenBank genome assembly